AUGAAGAACCCUCCGCUUGAAUCCUCUGUCUGGAAGGAAGAGAUUUUUGGUCCAGCGUUGGGAAUCAAAACCUUCAGAUCUGAAGAUGAAGCUGUGCGACUUGCAAACGAUACUAACUAUGGCUUAUCUGCCUGUGUUUACACAAGCGAUAUUGCGCGUGCAUUGAGAGUAUCAGGACGAAUUGAGUCUGGGACUGUGGCGAUAAAUUCAAAUUUUUUUCCAACAAUCACUGUUCCCUUCGGAGGUUGGAAAGAAAGCGGGAAUGGAGGUCGUGAGGGCGGCUAUGCGGCUCUCAAAAGCUACCUGGAAUCCAAAACCAUCACUAUCAAUAUGAACGUUGGACCCAGGUAG
Messenger RNA from Penicillium robsamsonii, 351 nucleotides. RefSeq names its product ALDH-like protein. Lineage: Eukaryota; Fungi; Ascomycota; Eurotiomycetes; Eurotiales; Aspergillaceae. The coding region runs from base 1 to 351 and encodes 116 amino acids. The transcript has a single exon. The record is from RefSeq and is a predicted model, not a curated record. Gene Ontology annotation, molecular function: oxidoreductase activity, acting on the aldehyde or oxo group of donors, NAD or NADP as acceptor.